CCUGCACGAGCCUCCGCUUCUUCAUUCCAUGACAAAAUAAUUAUUGAGACAAGGCUAAACAACCGCACAACAUAAAAGGACGAUCUUUCCAUUCACUUUUUGCAGAGGAAAUCAAAUCUUUCCCAGCUUGGUGACUUUGGAGAGGCUUGGAUACCACUGCUUUUGCAUGGACAUUUUGUGAGUCACAGCGGGAGUUUUGUGUGUGUGGAAGUCACAUUUACCGCAGUACCUGUUCCAUUCCAACAGCCGAGGUUCUGUCCUACCCAGCGCCGUCUCCAGUGUGAAGCCUGCCCAAACUCAGCCCCGAGAGGUCCGGCUCCCAGACCAGCACCCUUUACAUGAGACAGCUGUGUGUCUGUGUGUCUGUCCUGCUAGCCUUGGCCACCAUGGCUGUAGCUAGGUCUAAAGCAGGACCAGAGCAGAAGUGCAAGUCCUGCCCAGUGGACCUCAUGUUCAUUAUUGACAGCUCUCGAAGUGUGCGGCCCCACGAGUUUGAGACCAUGCGCAAGUUCAUGAUUGACAUCAUCCACACACUGGACAUGGAGGCAAAUGCCACCCGAGUGGGCGUGGUGCAGUACUCCAGCCAGGUCCAGAAUGAAUUCUCUCUCAAGACCCACAGCAAGCUGCAGGGCAUGGUGAAAGGCAUCAAUGAGAUCCUCCCCCUGGCGCAGGGCACCAUAACUGGCCUGGCCAUCAAGUAUGUUAUGAACCAUGCCUUCACGGCAGCCGAGGGCGACCGACCCAAGGUGCCCAAUGUGGCCAUCAUCGUAACAGACGGGCGGCCCCAGGACCGCGUGGCGGAGGUAGCAGCCGAGGCUCGAGACAAAGGAAUCGAGAUCUAUGCGGUGGGUGUCGCCCGGGCGGAUAUGACCUCGCUGCGUGCUAUGGUGUCACCGCCCAUCGAGGACCAUGUCUUCCUGGUGGAGUCUUUUGACCUGAUCUACCAGUUUGGCCUGCAGUUCCAGGACAAGCUCUGCGGGAUGGAUCUGUGCCUGGAGUCGGACCAUGGCUGUGUGCACCUCUGUGAGAGCUCCCCUGGUUCUUUCCACUGCCUGUGUCUGCCAGGGUACACUCUCAACGAGGAUGGCAAAACCUGUAAAGGUAUAGGCUGUCGAUGGGGCUAGAAAUGAGCCAACUUAAUCAUUUUGUAUUAUUAUUAAUGAACUAUACACUGAAUAUACCUAAUAUUGAGUUGCACUCCUCCCACACACACACUUUUGCCCUUAGAACAGCCUACAUUUUUGGGGGCAUGGACUCUACAAGGUGUCGAAGCGUUCCAAAGGGAUUCUGGCACAUGUUGACUCCAAUGCUUCCCACAGUUGAGUCAAGUUGGCUGGAUGUCCUUUGGGUGGUGGACCAUUCUUCAUACACACGGGAAACUGUUGAGCAAA
Salmo salar (Atlantic salmon) is the source of this 1391-nucleotide messenger RNA. RefSeq names its product matrilin-4. Lineage: Eukaryota; Metazoa; Chordata; Actinopteri; Salmoniformes; Salmonidae. The record is from RefSeq and is a predicted model, not a curated record.